Acipenser ruthenus (sterlet) is the source of this 2067-nucleotide messenger RNA. Its product is annotated as claudin-11-like. Gene Ontology annotation, cellular component: bicellular tight junction; plasma membrane. Gene Ontology annotation, molecular function: structural molecule activity. The coding region runs from base 606 to 1235 and encodes 209 amino acids. Gene Ontology annotation, biological process: cell adhesion; bicellular tight junction assembly. The record is from RefSeq and is a predicted model, not a curated record. Lineage: Eukaryota; Metazoa; Chordata; Actinopteri; Acipenseriformes; Acipenseridae. The transcript is spliced from 3 exons.
GGUACAGUAUAAAAACGAGACUAGAGAUUUGGCGAUAGUUUUCUUGUUGGGUCAUUUUUUUCUAAAGGUUAAAGAAUAAUUAUACCCUAUUGUCUAAGCAGGUUUUUAGUUAAUAUAUCAAAAUCUAUUAUUCCAAUAUGAAAUACCAGCAGGUUGGGAUUAAUAAUAUUUUGAAACGGUUUCCUUAUUAAUUUAGUAUUACCUUUACACUCAUAAAACUUGUUACUGCCAAAACAGAAAUGACUUGAAUCAAGUAGCUACACCCUGAAUGUAACUUGUUUCAGUGUGUUAAUGACGUUAAGCAACAUGAUUGUAAAUUGUAAGAUCAUGAACAGUUAAGAUUUUCCUCCCGUUCGUGUGAUUGGCUGAAAGUUUUGUUACUGGCUAUAAAAGCAGCAUCAAAGUUGUAUUUCCAGCACAGACAAUUUACUUUCUACAAACGCGUAACUGGUGGAAUAUAUACCGCAAAUAUUUAUGUGAAGAACAUCUGGAAUCCCCACCUGACUUGAUUAAUAUUUCUUGCCAAGUCGUUUUUCUUCCAUUGGCUUUUGAACGCUUCUCGAAGCUCCUCGGAUAUUUUACACGGCUGCAUUGUUGUCUUUGCCAUGUCCUGUCUACAGUUAACAGGGUUUAUGAUCAGCUGUUUCGGCUGGAUUGGAAUUAUAGUUGCCACUGCCACAAAUGAAUGGGUUCUGACCUGCAAGUACGGGGUUUCUACCUGUAAGAAAAUGGACGAACUGGGAGCCAGAGGUCUGUGGGCAGAUUGUGUAAUUUCCACAGCGCUUUACCACUGCAAAUCACUCAAUCAAAUCCUCACAUUGCCUGCCUACAUCCAGACGUCUCGAGCCCUGAUGAUCACAGCCUCUAUCCUGGGGCUGCCUGCCAUCCUCCUCGUGAUGAUGUCUCUACCGUGUAUCAAUCUGGGCAACGAACCACAAUCAAUCAAACACAAGCGUUCUGUACUGGGAGGAGUACUUGUUCUACUGGUAGCAUUCGGUGGAAUAAUAUCCACUGUCUGGUUCCCGAUUGGGGUGCACCGUGAUUCUGGAUUGAUGACGUUCGGGUACUCGCUGUACACAGGCUGGGUUGGCUCAGCGCUCUGCCUGUUUGGAGGCUCUAUGAUCAGCUGCUGCUCUGGAGACUCUCCACAGUACGAUGAAGACCGCUACUACUAUGCCAAACAAGGCGAGGACACCACAGCCUCUACAAACCAUGCCAAGAGCGCACAGGUGUGAGGGAGAAUUGAAUUACAAAGACUGUGCCCCUGGGGCCAUAUUCCAAAGACUCACCACACUAAACAAUAAAGACCGUACUGUGUACUGUGUACUGUUUGUAAAGCAUGAUAUGUUUUUUUUUUUUUUUUUUUUUACAAACUCUUUAUGUUUGCGGGUGGGGGUGGGGGGUGUCUAAGGAGAUGUCUGUCUUUCUGUAUUUAAAUACACAUGUAUGUCACACUCAUCGGGAAUGCAUGUCAUUGAGGGGGGCAUCUUUCCAUGAUUUUGAGUUCUAUUAUGUAUGUUACUAACACACUAGUUUUGUUUAUGUUCUAUAACAAACCAUUAUUAUCUUGAGAGCACCUAGUAGCAUGGUAUAUAAUGGCCUUAAAUUAAUAUAAAGCCAAGACCUAUUGGUUUGUAUGUAUUUUCAUGAAAGCCCAAUGAACCACAAUGGUACUUUAAAGAACACCCAGCAAGUGAAUGUUUUUUUUAUUUUAUUUUUACUAACAGCAUGAGCAAAAUAGCCAAAUGACUAUAGAACACACUUUAUGUACUGUAUAUGGUCAUUUAAACAAAAUGGACUGUUGAUACCUUUAGAAAUUGUAUCUGAAUUCUGUUUAUUCAAGCUGUGAACUAGAGCACCCCCUAACAUUUCCCACCAGUAUUGCAUGUAAUAGGUAUGAACUCCACCUGAUUGUAUACACUGUACUGCUGAAGCCUUUCCACAUCCUGGGAGACUAGAUAAAAAGGGCUGUAAAGAUGUUUCUUCCUAAUUAAUUGGCUGUAACCCCUUAAUUAGGUCAUUUUGUAUCUGCUUAACAAGAGAAUAAAAGUCUACAUGUUUUUUAAA